CUGUCAAUGGCUAAACACGUGUGUUUGUGUAUACAUUUUUCUAUGCACCAGAAUGGAACAGUCUUGUGAAAGAUCUAAUCAACGAUGAAAUUUUCAUACAAAUUUUCCAACUUGCUAGGGUCAGUAUACAGGAAGGGAAACAUUCUGUUUAGUCCGGAUGGAAACAGUAUCAUCAGUCCUGUAGGGAACAGAGUUUCCAUUUUUGACCUGAAAAACAACCAGUCAGAAACACUACCAAUAGAGAGUAACACCAACAUAACGUGUGUGGGAUUGUCACCAGAUGGAGUUACCGUCAUUUUGGUUAAUGAAGAGGGAGAUGCCUUACUAUGUAGCUUGUUGAGCAGGACAGUAAUUCACACUUACAAGUUCCAUCGACCAGUUCACUGUAUACAGUUCAGCCCAGAUGGCAAGAAGUUUGCUGCCACCCGUGACAAUAUGGUGCAGGUUUUUCAUGCUCCAGGGAAAACCAAAGAAUUUAACCCCUUUGUUUUGUACAGAACCUUUUAUGGAGCCUAUGAUGAGACUCUGUGUAUUGACUGGACAACAGACUCUAAAGCAUUUUGUGUGGGGAGUAAGGACAUGAACACAAGGGUAUAUGGUACAGAACGCUAUAACAACCUUAUAGUCUAUACCAUAGGUGGACAUGCUGAUGCUAUUAUUGGAGCUUUUUUUGAAAAGGACUCCUUAGAUGUAUACAUUGUAAGUAGAACAGGUCAUAUGAGUGUUUGGAAAUGUGAUACAGAACCAGAUGGACUGGAGCCAUACAGUAAACCGGAGAUGGAGACUGGUGCUAAACUGGUAUCUGAUGAUGAAGAGGAGGAACCAGAAAAGAAAGAAGAGGAGGAUGUGACUAAAAAGUCAGGAAGCAAUGACAACCAAAUCAAAUAUAGUAGGAUAGCCAAGCAUUCAUACAGAGAAUGUUUAGGAGAAGGUGCAAAGGUUUCUAAGCUGACCAGUGUGGCCUACCACAAAGAUAUUCAUAUCCUGGUGUCUGGAUUUAAAGAUGGCUCAUUCUACCUUCAUGAACUUCCAGAUUUUAACCUCAUUCAUUCACUAAGUAUAUCCGAGCAGACGAUAUCCUCGGUAGCCUUUAACAAGAGUGGUGACUGGAUUGGACUGGCUUGUGCUGGUUUAGGUCAGCUCCUGGUUUGGGAGUGGCAGAGUGAGACAUAUGUAUUGAAACAACAGGGUCAUUUCAACAAUGUCAGCUGCCUGUCAUACUCACCAGAUGGACAGUAUAUUGCAACAGGGGGAGAUGAUGGCAAGGUGAAGCUGUGGAAUACCAGCAGUGGCUUCUGUUUUGUGACCUUCAAUGAACAUCUAGGGGGAGUAACUGGAGUAGCAUUUACUCAGAGUGGACAGGUUGUCCUUUCCUCCUCACUAGAUGGCACUGUUAGAGCAUUUGAUUUAAACAGGUAUCGUAACUUUCGUACAUUCACUUCUCCUCGACCUGCUCAGUUUUCCUGUAUCACGGUAGAUAACAGUGGUGACAUUGUAUGUGCUGGGGCUUUGGACACCUUUGAGAUCUUUGUCUGGUCCAUGCAGACUGGGAGACUCUUAGAGGUACUUGCAGGACAUGAGGGCCCUGUCAGUUCUCUGAGUUUUAGCUCUAACAAAGCUCUCCUUGCCAGUGGGUCCUGGGAUAAAUCUGUGAAACUCUGGGACGUGUUUGAAAACAAAGGAGCCAGGGAAACAAUUGUCCUUUCCUCGGAUGUCCUGGCUGUGAGAUUCCGACCUGAUGGAAAUGAACUGGCUGUAUCCACCCUGGAUGCUCAGCUGACAUUUUGGGACCCUGCCAACAUUGUACAGACCCACUCCAUUGAAGGUCGCCAUGACCUUGGAUACUCCAGGAAAGAAGGGGACAAAAUAACAGCCAAAAAGGCAUCAGCAGGAAAGGCAUUUAUGACAAUCUGCUACAGUGCAGAUGGAAAAUGUCUGCUGGCAGCAGGUCAGUCUAAGAGUGUGUGUAUCUACUCCAUUCCUGAUCAACUCCUGCUGAAAAAGUUUGACAUAUCCUGUAAUAUGUCCUUUGAUGGCAUGGAGGAAUACCUGGACAAGAAGAAAAUGUCAGAUUGGGGCAGUCUAGCAUUAGUUGACCAGGGAGAGGGAGAUAAGAAUGGACAGAAUAUCAGUCUCCCAGGGGUCAAAAAGGGGGACUUUAGCAGUCGUCACUGGAAACCAGAGGUCAGGGUAGUCAGCAUACAGUUCUCCCCAACAGGAAGAGCAUGGGCAGCAGCUACCACAGAGGGCUUGAUGAUUUAUUCUCUGGACAGUAGCUUGGUGUUUGACCCUUUUGACCUUGAUAUUGAAGUGACACCUAGCAGCACAAAGAAGGCUCUGUCAAGGGGAGAGUACUCUACUGCUCUCAUCCUUUGCUUUAAACUAAAUGAAACAAAACUAAAACAAGAAGUUCUUGAGAAUAUUCCUGUUUCUAGCAUUGAAGUGAUAGUGGAGAACCUGCCUGAUGUAUAUGUGGACAAAUUGUUAGUGUUCUUAGCCUCACAACUGGAGACCACGGCUCAUAUUGAGUUUUAUCUUCUAUGGGUGAACAGAAUUCUUAUGACACAUGGCUUAAAAUUAAAACAGAGAUCACAGAAAAUUAUCAGCUGUUUACAGACGCUUCAGAAGAACAUAACCAGGAAGUAUGAGGACAUCGGUAAAAUUUGUGACCACAACAAGUAUAGUAUAGACUACUUACUGGCAUUGUCCGAGUGUAAACGUAAGCGGUCCCCCCACACCGAUGAGGAGGAGAUCAGUGAUAGCGAGAUGGACCAGGAUAAUGAUUUAGACUCGUCUGAUGAGGACUUUAUGACAAAUCUGAUGGAGACAGUCACUUAAUAAUCUCAGCAAUAAAAGCUAUAAACUUA
Messenger RNA from Saccostrea echinata, 2867 nucleotides. RefSeq names its product periodic tryptophan protein 2 homolog. Gene Ontology annotation, cellular component: Pwp2p-containing subcomplex of 90S preribosome; small-subunit processome. Gene Ontology annotation, biological process: maturation of SSU-rRNA from tricistronic rRNA transcript (SSU-rRNA, 5.8S rRNA, LSU-rRNA); ribosomal small subunit assembly. The record is from RefSeq and is a predicted model, not a curated record. Gene Ontology annotation, molecular function: protein binding. NCBI's taxonomy places the organism in Eukaryota, Metazoa, Mollusca, Bivalvia, Ostreida, Ostreidae. The coding region runs from base 85 to 2838 and encodes 917 amino acids. The transcript is spliced from 19 exons.